AUGAUUUAUCCAAAAAAUAAACUAUAAUCAGCAGGGCAAGCGACAUUGUCUCGUAAAAACUACACUUCUGAAUAACGGGAAGAAAUUAAAAGAUAAAUAGCUGAUAGAUUAUCAAAGAAGUAUGGUUUGGAUUUGACAGAAUAAAUACAUGCAAAAGUGAAUAGCUAUCUUAAUCAAAAUUAAACUAUAACUGCCGAAGGGUAUUUGAGUUUAUUAAAUAUAUAGGAUCUAAAAUUUAGAAUAGGAAAUAAGUCGCUAAAAGGCAUUGCCACAAUUAUAAUAGUAGUAAUCUUCAAAUCAAGUCAAGUAAAAAGAUGAAGAUGAUUAAAAAUCAGUUGUUUCAAAAAUGUCAGGAGCUUCCAAUUUUGAUAUGGUUGAUUAAUACACACAUAAAACUGAAAAAAACACAGAAGAAAAGAAGAGCUAGAAAAUGACUGGCUUGCAUACCAAGAAAAUUGAGAAUGAUUUGGCAUUUCUUAAUGAAGAAAAUUAGUGGGGUGCAAUAUACAAAUACAAUAAAUAUCUCUAUGAUAAGGAAACUGACAUUAAAAAAUAAAGGGAAGUAGAAAGAAAGAAAAAGAUUAAAGAAGAAUUGGAUAAAUAAGUUAUUGAAAAAUAAUCUAAAAAAAGUGUGAGCAAAAAGGAAGAAAAUGCAUUCUAUGAAAACUAGUUGUAUUAAUGCACAUUAUUUGAUUAAAAAGAAUAAGAAAAAAUUGAAAGAGUAUGUCUGUUCUUAAUUAUUAGGCCAAACAAAUUAAAAUGAUUGAGAAAUAAGCCAGAGAUUAGCAAGUCAAGGAAAUUAAGAAGAAUAGAAGAAAUGAAGAGAAAUAAGAAAAGGCUUUAGAUAGCUAUAUGAUAUAAAAAGUAAGAGAAGAAUUAGAUGAUGAAUAAAAAUUCCUCUAAUUCAAAAAAGAACAUCAAUAUUAGGUCAUGUAAAAGUUAAUGGCUGAAAACGAAGAAAAGAAAAAACUGUAAGAGAAGGAAAAAGAAGAUGAAAGACAAGAGAAUAUCAGAUUAAUGGAUGCAUAUUGCAAAUUAUUAGAUAAAUAAGAAGAAGAAAGGCAGAAAGCUAUGAAAGAAAGAGAUGAAAAAAUUAAGCAAUAUUAAGAGAAGGCUAUGGAAAUGUAAGAAAAAGAACUGGAAAGUAAAACAGAUAUCUAUUUCGUUAGAAAAAAUUGGAUAAUUAGAAAAAAGAGCAGAUAAAUAUGAACAAAGAAAGGAGAGAAGACUAUAAGAAUUAGAAAAAGAAGCCGAAAGAAAGAAGUGGGAAACUAAAUUAAAAACAAGAGAGUAUUUGAAUAAAUAAAUGGAGGAAAAGGAGGUACAAAAACAAAGAGAAAAAUUAAAGGAUCAAGAAUAAGUAAAUAAAUUGUAAAACUUAGGCUACUUUGUGGAAGGAAGACACUACUAAUUAUUUUUAAUUUGAAAAAGAUAGAGACAUUGAAAAAAAGAAAAUCUAUAAGGAAUAUUAAGAUACAUUACUUGAACAAAUGAAAGAAAAGUCUUAAGCCAAAAAGGGAAUAAUUGACGAAAUGCUUAGACAUGAAUAAAUGUUAAGUAAAAACACAUUGUCAGAUUUGGAUCAAAUGAGACAAACAGUUCAAUGA
Messenger RNA from Paramecium octaurelia, 1607 nucleotides. NCBI's taxonomy places the organism in Eukaryota, Ciliophora, Oligohymenophorea, Peniculida, Parameciidae. The record is from the annotation of a GenBank genome assembly.